This is a messenger RNA of Aspergillus versicolor CBS 583.65, 1828 nucleotides long. RefSeq lists its product as uncharacterized. Bases 97 to 1713 code for a protein of 538 amino acids. NCBI's taxonomy places the organism in Eukaryota, Fungi, Ascomycota, Eurotiomycetes, Eurotiales, Aspergillaceae. The transcript has a single exon. Gene Ontology annotation, molecular function: protein binding. The record is from RefSeq and is a predicted model, not a curated record.
AGUUAGAAAAGCCAUUCCUUCUUCUCUUAUUCUUCUUUACCUUUCUUUGCAUCCCUUAUUAUAUUUAUCAUCUAUUCUAGAGUGGGUUGAAGUAUAAUGGAUGAGUUUGAUACACCCGAGCCAGCCAACGCCCCCGUACCCCCCGAGUCAAAGCUUGUGGCAGCGUGCAGAAGAAAAGAGUGGAAUGUCGCCGAAAAAAUUCUCCAAAAUGAAAUAUUCAGGCCACGACACUCCGACGCUCAGGAUCUUCCGAUCGUAUUUCCAUUUUUGCAACGCUUGGACGACGAUGGCUGGGAAAGGGUUUUGAAUGUUAUAUUGAACCAUCACCCAGGUAUCCUGCUUGCAAAAGACCGCAAUGGCCGGACGGCUAUUUCCCAUGCAGCGGGCUGCGGUAAAAUCAGAUCUGUGCAACGCCUAUUAAAGACAAAACAGAUACCAAGGGAGGAUAUGGUCGAAGCGCUUCUCUGCGUCGGAAGACAUCGUUCCCCUAAUUCCAGAGCAGUCGACAAGGUCAUACAACUUCUUAUCGAGAACGGAGUCGACAUAUCGAGGAAGCAUGAAGGAGCGAUACCUUUGACCCACGCAGUGAAGCUUGAGUGGGUGCAUGUUGUGGACUGGUUCUGCAGGAAUUCUUCCACCUUGGCCCCAGAGGCAUUCACCUCUCAAGACGAUCAAGGCCGGUCACCGCUGUCCAUUGCUGUUCUCGAUAAGCACGACUGGGCCAUUGUUCCCCUUCUCAAUACGGGUUACUAUGACGGUUAUGGCGACAGCCACGGACGAACGCCUCUGUACUGGCUCCUACAGAGCGAGAGGGAGGAGACGCAGAAGAGGAAACUGGCCGAGAUUCUCAUCUGGAAGGAAGCACACGACAACAACAUGGGCGUGCAUUCCGGACCGCAACCAUUUGAUAUUGAGUCUCUGGGUGUGCAGCCCAGAAGUCCUCUGCAUGUGGACCCAGAGAUGCUGAACCAGUAUCAUCGGAACGAUGGGCUCAGCUUGUUAUCACACGCAGUUCGCAGCAACGAAGGAGAAGUCAUCAGGACGAUACUGAAAAUCCCCGGAAUCCAGGUAGAUGCACCAAAUAAAGACAGCACUACUCCUUUGCAGGUUGCCUUAAUUGAGAACAAGACCGAUGCUGCAAAAGCACUGAUGGAUGCAGACAUUUCCACAUUUAAAAAGUUGAUCAACGAAGGCGCCAUGGAUCUACUUGAACAGCUGCUAGAGCUAGGGUACGAUGUCAACCGCGAGGUUGACAAGGGCCGUCCUCUGCUUCACUAUGUCCUGGAAAAUACAAACACGAAUGCAGCUGAGGAACUACUUGGAAUCAUUCUCAACCCAGAGCGUGGCAAAAGAAUAGAGGACGUCAACCAGCCGGAUGGGCGACAGAGGACCGCACUGCAGUUGGCAGAGGGAAAGCUGCAACUCAUGCGUCUUCUUCUCUCAUAUGGUGCGGACCUAGAGCGUUCCACCAUGCAGAAGGAUGACUGGUUUCGUAUGUAUUUCCUACAUACCCCAUUUCAGAAUCAUUCUUUGCGUUGGGAAAGGGCUACGUCUGCGUUACUGUUCAAGCGUUGGGGCGAUGGGGGGAUCGAGGUUGAAUUCCGACAUUUGAGCGAAAUGCAGAUAUUCCCAUGCUGCCCAGGCAGUAGUAGCUUCAACUCGGAGGCGAGCAUACUGUGUGUUGUUGGUCUAUACUCUACGCUGCAACUAUAACUAACUAUAGGCUAUGGGAAUAGUGUGCUCAAGGACAUGAGAUCCUUUGAAUAUCUGCCCCUUGUAGCACCCGUUUGCUGUGCUCGAACGUGGCGCAACUACCACAUUUUCUCUG